AUGUCAUCUCCGAAAACAAUUCGCUGGGGUAUUCUCGCAACGGGCGGUAUCGCCUUGACAUUUACCAAAGACCUUCUCGUUGACCCAAAUACACGCGGGGUCAGCCACCUCAAGCACACUGUCGUCGCUGCCGCAUCCUCUUCGUCGAAGUCGCGCGCCGAAGAGUUCUUGAAAGAGACAGGAAGCCCGUCAGACGCAAAGGCGUAUGGCUCGUACGAGGAGUUUGUCAAAGACCCCAAUAUCGAUGUUGUAUACAUCGCGACACCACAUUCGCAUCACUAUCAGAAUGCAAUGCUAUGCCUUGAGGCAGGGAAGAACGUGCUCUGUGAGAAGGCCUUCACUGUGAACGCUGCACAAGCGCGUGAGCUAGUCAAGAAGGCAAAGGAGAAGAACCUCCUUCUUGAUGGAGGCUUCUCCAUCUACGUCCGCGAGCAAAUCACCUCGGGUCGCAUUGGUCCUGUUGCACGUGUCAUAUCGGACAACAGCAUGGCCCUUGAUCCAGAGAAGAGCUACCCUGACGGCAAGAACCGCAUGGUCAAUCCUGAUCUUGCGGGUGGUGCUCUCCUUGAUCUUGGCAUUUACGCGCUUACGUGGAUCUUCCAGACUCUUUACCAUACCCAACCAGAGAAGGAUCGCCAGCCGCCAAAGCUGCUUGCCUUCAUCAAGAACUACGAAGCGACACAAAAGGCAGACGAACACAGCACCAUGAUCUUGAGCUUCCCUCGUUCGAAAGAGCUGGGUGGUGAAGCACAUGCCGUAGCUACAACCUCUCUACGUGUUGCAACCGCUCCUGGAGGCAAUAUGGAUACACCAUGUUGUCGCAUCCAGGGCCCCAAAGGCGAGAUACAGGUCUUUCCGCAUUCUUUCCGGCCCUUGAAGACUAAAAUCAUCGGCUCGGAUGGGAAGGUCGAGGAGAAAGACUGGCCGAUCCCAGGACCCGGACGAGGCAGUGGCUGGUACAACGGCUUCGGUAACUCAACACAGUCGGAGGGCGAAGGUCAGGGUAUGUUCUGGGAGGCGGACGAGGCUGCGGACGCCAUUCUGAACGGUAGGAAAGAAGGCAAGUUCCUAGGUCUAGACGAGAGUAUCCUGAUCAUGGAGGUCAUGGACGAAGUGAGGAAGCAGGGCGGACUGGUGUAUCCUGAGAACAUUGAGACGACAAAGUACCCCACUCAGUUGUAAGAGACCAGGAACAAUCAGACAUCGCACUAAAUGAAUCACCAUCUCCUCAUCUAUCAUCUCGAGUGUGUGAAACACUAUUCCUAUUUACUGCGUGCUACGAUCGGCAAGAAGUUGAAGGCUUUGUCAAGGUUCAUGUUGAGGGAACAUCGUGGACAAUAACAAAUGUCGACUUCGUACAUAUCUUCAUUCCGUUAGAUUGUAUCACUACCUAGAUUGUUCAGAACCAGGUGUUUCAUAGACGAAAUGGGAUACGCACGUAUCAC
This is a messenger RNA of Parastagonospora nodorum SN15, 1445 nucleotides long. RefSeq lists its product as hypothetical. Gene Ontology annotation, molecular function: nucleotide binding. Bases 1 to 1182 code for a protein of 393 amino acids. The transcript has 3 exons. Lineage: Eukaryota; Fungi; Ascomycota; Dothideomycetes; Pleosporales; Phaeosphaeriaceae. The record is from RefSeq and is a predicted model, not a curated record.